UAACUCAUCGCGCUGGACGAACGAAUGCUUUGCCUUGCUCACUCGAUCAACUGCCAGGAUGGCCUCGUCGCUGGACACCAUCUUCGGGUCCGCCCUUGUGGGCAUCAUGAUUGCUGCUAUGGUGUAUGGCAUUCUCGUCUCGCAACUGUUCGUCUACUUCAGGCGGUUCCCUGAUGACCCUAACUGGAUGAAAGCACUGGUCGCCGGUCUUUGGGCCGUCCUGUCUUUUCUUCUCGCAACCAACAUCCACAUGAUCUACGUCUACCUGAUCAAGGACUGGGGCAACACUCAGAAGCUUGCCUACGCAACAUGGGACUGGCUGCUUUACGUCGCUUGCACUAGUGUCGCUUCGACAGGAGUGCAAAUGUUCUUCGCCCGCAGGAUCUUCAUUUUGUCUCGACACUGGAUCUUCCGCUGGGUUACUUCAGGGAUCGUUGUCAUCUUGAGUCUGAUACAGUUCGUUGUCGGAUUCUACGCCAUGGCAGAAUGUUACCGCCUCAAGAAGUUCCUGACCUUCAGUAAGGUCACGUGGGCGGUCGACGUCUGGCUGGGAUGCGGUUCUGCCUGCGACAUUCUAAUCGCUUGCGUUAUGUGUUAUCUACUGCACACGAGUCGUACUGGAGUGAAGAGAACUAACAAGCUCAUCAACAAGCUCAUGGCGUACGCGGUUCAAACCGGAGCCAUUACAAGUAUUGUCGAGAUCAUAUGCCUUGCUUCGUUCACUGGGGACGGAUUUCACUACGGACACAUUAUGGUCGUCUUUCCCUUGGGCGGCUUAUAUGCCACCUCUCUCCUCGCCAACCUCCUCGCGCGGCAAUCCGUGUCGACCAAUAACGGAGGUCGGAACCUCUUCGAGCUUAGUUCCGGCGCGAGGCCCAGCAACCAGGCGGUGGUGGAGAGCACAAUCAAGUUCUCGCCGUCUCCGUUCGCUACUACGACUACUGUCAUCCACGACGACACCGGCAAGCCGAUUGACCUUGUCUCCCCUCGGCAGACCCACAAUCCGAACUUGUUGAGCAGUGGUGGGAGGAUGACGAGCAGUGACCAGUCAUUCGGAGGCACUACUAUGGCAGACUACGAUGCUGUCUAGGUGUACAACUACAACAACGGCCUCGCCACCUGAAGAUACCCGGCUCGUUCUACAUAGGAACAAUCAGGUGUCAUUGUAUUUUCUCUGUAUUCUUCAAACACGCGUAU
Fomitopsis serialis is the source of this 1197-nucleotide messenger RNA. RefSeq lists its product as uncharacterized. The transcript has 19 exons. The coding region runs from base 59 to 1090 and encodes 343 amino acids. The record is from RefSeq and is a predicted model, not a curated record. Lineage: Eukaryota; Fungi; Basidiomycota; Agaricomycetes; Polyporales; Fomitopsidaceae.